Oncorhynchus mykiss (rainbow trout) is the source of this 1834-nucleotide messenger RNA. Lineage: Eukaryota; Metazoa; Chordata; Actinopteri; Salmoniformes; Salmonidae. The record is from RefSeq and is a predicted model, not a curated record.
AAAAACCGUAAAGUUGGCACGUAGCAAAGAAUAGUUGGCAACAAACCGCACAGCUGCACGUAAAUCAAGUGACCGGAAACGACGAUGAAAGUAAGGAAUCUGUUUACAGGGUUGCGGAACUUCAUGGUCGUCUACACCAGCUGUAUGGAAACUGAAGUGCUUUGAAAUGAAUUUUUACACGUUAUUUCUCAUAUAUCUUCCAAUUGUUAAUGCAGGUAAAUCUUCCCACUCUCUGUGGGGGUUAGCAACACACGUACUUGGAGAGACAGAGUUUCCUGAAUUCUGUGUUUUGUGGAUGCUGGAUGAUGUUCAGGUGGGAUACUAUGACUCCAAUUCCUGGAGAUUUAUCUCUAGGACCGAUGAGAACAUAGAUGAGGAGUAUUCAAAAACAGUUCAGGGUGCGUCUUGGGACGUGUACCUCAGUAUGAGGAAGCGGUCGUCCCUCUUACAGCACCGCUUUAACUCCACAACAGGAAUAUUUGUUCAUCAGAGACUUAUUGGUUGUGAAUUGGAGGACAAUGAAAAGCAAGGCCAACUCAUGAUAAAGGAAGCGUUCAAUGGAAUUGAUGGAGGUGUUCUGAACUUCAACAAACUGCAGUACAAUUACCAUCCUAAGUGGCCAGAACUUGAGUUUAAUCAACAAAGGACACAGUACAUUCAAAUGGGUCUUGACAAGGUUUAUCUCCCUAUUUGCAUUAAAUCAUUAAAGGACUACCUGAAGAAAGAAGAGAAACUGGUCAUGAGAAAAGUGCGUCCUAGAGUAAGACUCAUUUCAAAAGAAAGCACAGAUACUGAAGGGGCCAAGAUCACCUGCCUGGCCUUUGGUUUCUACCCCCGCCACAUCAACCUCACCCUGCUGAGAGACGGCCAACCUGUGGCAGAGCAUGAGCUCAAAGGGGGGCAAUUGCUACCGAAUGGAGACUGGACGUACCAGCUGAGAAAGAGUCUGACAAUCACUGUCCAGGAGCUGAGAGAGAGACCCAACUACACCUGCACUGCCAAUCACAUCAGUAUGGACAACAAGCUGGAUGUCAGUUGGGUUCCUGAUACUGGCCCAGAUAGCGCCUCCAUCAUUCCAGUCGUUCUGGUAAUGGCAGUCGUGUUAAUUCUGAUUGGGAUCCUUGUUGUUAUUGGCAUGUGGAAGUGGAAACACGCAGGCGUUCCUACAUUUUCUGGACAUAUAUACUCUGCUGCCAAAGAUACUGAGACAGAACAGAGUAACUCCUCUUUAGAGACAGAAUCAACAGAUUCUUGAUACUACUGUACUCAUAACAUCUCUGCUGAAGAUGAAAGGAAGUGGAUGAUGCUCACCUAUUUCAAAAGUAAAAUGAACAAAUCCAUAACUAAUCCUCAAGCAAGCUUUUCACUCCAGCAAUGUUCCAGGGUAACUCACUAAUAUGGUUAAUGGCACAGGGAUAGCCUAAACUGUAAUUGAUUUCAUCAACAUACACGUCUUUUAAUUUUUUUAUAAUUUGACCUUUUAAAAAAAAAAUAUAUAUAUGUGUGUGUGUGUACAAUUUCAUAAGACAAAUCAUAUACAACGUUAAACAAUAAGUCCGUCCAUUGUAUUGCACCAUGAACUUUUAAUGAUUGCUACAGUCCUCAUUUAAGUCUGAUAUCUGGAACUGUAGCCUAUAACCUGUAGUGUAUUGCCAGUCUUGCUGUGUCUGCCUAUUAUCAAAAAAGGACCACAAAUGGAAAUAAGUCCAAUGAAAAAUAAUCUAUAAUUGUAUUGUGUUAGAUUUGAUACCGUAAAAUGUAAAUAAUAGUAAAUGUACUGGCUGUAUAAUGUGUUUUUUAAAUUGUCAAAUAAAUCAAUCCAUGUUUAUUCAUC